CCCGCAUCAACACCCCGGUGUUCUUAUAUCUUUUUUUUUUUUUUUCUUUUUUCCAGAAAUAAGAUCAAGACCAAGAUGGCCCCGACAAAGUCCUCGGCCAAGGGCAAGGGUCCUUCUUCGACCAAGGGAGACGCCAAGAGCAAGCCUCUCUCGUCCGGUACGAAAGUGAGCAAGAAGAACGUCAAGCGCCCGCCGCCCAAGGAAGUCAAGUCGAAAGCGCGCACGGAAUCCAGCCUGCUGAAGAAGACGAAGAAGAGGGAGUACACCGAGAAGGAGCUGGACCUGCCUCAGUUGAACAUGAUCACGCCCGUUGGUGUGGUGAAGCCCAGGGGCAAGAAGAAGGGCAAAACUUUCGUGGACGAUGCGGAGGGAAUGAUGACGAUUCUUGCCAUGGUUAAUGCCGACCGGGAGGGUCAGAUCGAGUCGAAGCUGAUGAAGGCCCGUCAAUUGGAGGAGAUCCGGGAGGCGAAGAGGAAGGAGGCUGAGGCCAGGCACGCGGAGAAAAAGAACAAGCUGGAAGAGGUAAAACAAUCGAUUCGCAAUAAGAAGCACAAGGGCGGCCCUAAAGCCGACAAAGCGGCCUCCGUACCCGACAAGUCGUCCAAAUCAAAGGGCAAGAGAAAGAGCGUCGCAUUUGCUUGAUUUUGUUUCAUUUUCUUUUAAAAGUAAUGCUGUCUAUAUCAGGUCUAUGUAUCUAGAUGGGUCUCUGGCGUUUCAACGGUCUAUAUCCUGCCAAAACAAUUGCAUGCAUUCAUG
Messenger RNA from Aspergillus uvarum CBS 121591, 756 nucleotides. NCBI's taxonomy places the organism in Eukaryota, Fungi, Ascomycota, Eurotiomycetes, Eurotiales, Aspergillaceae. Gene Ontology annotation, biological process: ribosomal large subunit biogenesis; intracellular mRNA localization. The record is from RefSeq and is a predicted model, not a curated record. Gene Ontology annotation, cellular component: preribosome, large subunit precursor; nucleolus. The coding region runs from base 76 to 642 and encodes 188 amino acids. The transcript is spliced from 3 exons. Gene Ontology annotation, molecular function: mRNA binding.